AUGAAUGCAUACCUCACCAAGCAACACAGCUGCAGCCGGGGGUCCGAUGGGAUGGAUGCCGGCAGGAGUGCACCCACAGUGCUCAGGGAUGCCCACUGCGCUUGUGGCUGGCAGAGGAGCCCUCAGGGACUCGGGUACAAUUCUCAGACCAUGCCUUCUUCAGGACCUGGGGGCCCAGCUUCAAACAGGACCAAGCUGGUCACCUUGUGGGACAGUGUGCGGAAAAGUCCCCACAGGAUGAGCACCAAGGGCAAAGGGACUUGUGGGGAGCACUGUGCCUGCCCACAUGGCUGGUUCAGCCCAGCACAGGCCAGCCCUGCUCCUAUAAUUGUCAACACUGAUACAUUGGACACGAUUCCCUAUGUCAAUGGGACAGAAAUUGAAUAUGAGUUUGAAGAAAUUACUUUGGAGAGGGGGAAUUCUGGCCUGGGAUUCAGUAUUGCCGGAGGGACAGAUAAUCCCCAUAUUGGAGAUGACCCUGGCAUAUUUAUUACGAAGAUUAUACCUGGAGGUGCUGCAGCAGAAGAUGGCAGACUCAGGGUCAAUGAUUGUAUCUUGCGGGUGAAUGAGGUGGAUGUGUCAGAGGUUUCCCACAGUAAAGCGGUGGAGGCCCUCAAAGAGGCAGGGUCUAUUGUUCGGCUGUACGUGCGUAGGAGGCGACCCAUUCUGGAGACUGUUGUGGAAAUCAAACUGUUCAAAGGACCUAAAGGUUUAGGCUUCAGUAUUGCAGGAGGUGUGGGGAACCAGCACAUUCCUGGAGACAACAGCAUUUAUGUAACUAAAAUCAUAGAUGGAGGAGCUGCACAAAAGGAUGGGAGGUUGCAAGUAGGAGACAGACUACUCAUGGUAAACAACUACAGUUUAGAAGAAGUAACACAUGAAGAGGCAGUAGCAAUAUUGAAGAACACGUCAGAUGUAGUUUAUCUAAAAGUUGGCAAGCCCACCACCAUUUAUAUGACUGAUCCUUAUGGUCCACCUGAUAUUACUCACUCUUACUCUCCACCGAUGGAAAACCAUCUACUUUCUGGCAACAAUGGCACUUUAGAAUAUAAAACCUCCCUGCCGCCCAUCUCUCCGGGAAGGUACUCACCAAUUCCAAAGCACAUGCUUGUUGAGGACGAUUACACCAGGCCUCCGGAACCCGUUUACAGCACUGUGAACAAACUGUGUGAUAAGCCUCCUUCUCCCAGGCACUAUUCCCCUGUUGAGUGUGACAAAAGCUUCCUUCUAUCAGCUCCCUACCCCCACUACCACCUAGGCCUGCUCCCUGACUCUGAGAUGACCAGUCAUUCCCAACACAGCACUGCAACCCGCCAGCCUUCAGUGACUCUCCAACGGGCCAUCUCACUGGAAGGGGAGCCCCGCAAGGUGGUGCUGCACAAAGGCUCCACUGGCCUGGGCUUCAACAUUGUGGGCGGGGAAGACGGAGAAGGUAUUUUUGUGUCCUUCAUUCUGGCCGGUGGACCAGCAGACCUGAGUGGAGAGCUCCAGAGAGGAGACCAGAUCCUAUCCGUGAAUGGCAUUGACCUCCGUGGAGCAUCCCACGAACAGGCUGCUGCUGCACUGAAGGGGGCUGGACAGACGGUGACGAUCAUAGCACAAUACCAACCUGAAGAUUACGCUCGAUUUGAGGCCAAAAUCCAUGACCUACGAGAGCAGAUGAUGAACCACAGCAUGAGCUCCGGGUCCGGGUCCCUGCGAACCAAUCAGAAACGCUCCCUCUAUGUCAGAGCCAUGUUUGACUACGACAAGAGCAAGGACAGUGGGCUGCCAAGUCAAGGACUUAGUUUUAAAUACGGAGAUAUUCUCCACGUGAUCAACGCCUCUGAUGAUGAGUGGUGGCAAGCGCGGAGAGUCACCCUGGAUGGAGACAGCGAGGAGAUGGGGGUCAUCCCCAGCAAACGGAGGGUGGAAAGAAAGGAACGUGCCCGAUUGAAGACAGUGAAGUUUAAUGCAAAACCUGGAGUGAUUGAUUCAAAAGGGUCAUUCAAUGACAAGCGUAAAAAGAGCUUCAUCUUUUCACGAAAAUUCCCAUUCUACAAGAACAAGGAGCAGAGUGAGCAGGAAACCAGUGAUCCUGAACGAGGGCAAGAAGACUUCAUUCUUUCUUACGAGCCUGUCUCAAGGCAGGAAAUAAACUAUACUCGGCCAGUGAUUAUCCUGGGCCCCAUGAAGGAUCGGAUCAACGACGACUUGAUAUCUGAAUUCCCUGACAAAUUUGGCUCCUGUGUGCCUCAUACUACAAGGCCAAAGCGUGACUACGAGGUGGAUGGCAGAGACUAUCACUUUGUCAUUUCCAGAGAACAAAUGGAGAAGGAUAUCCAAGAGCACAAGUUUAUAGAAGCCGGCCAGUACAACGACAACUUGUACGGAACCAGUGUGCAAUCUGUGAGAUUUGUAGCAGAAAGGGGCAAACACUGUAUACUUGACGUAUCAGGAAAUGCUAUCAAGCGGUUACAAGUUGCCCAGCUCUAUCCCAUUGCCAUCUUCAUUAAGCCCAAGUCUCUGGAACCACUGAUGGAGAUGAACAAGCGUCUCACAGAGGAACAGGCCAAGAAAACCUACGAUCGUGCAAUUAAGCUAGAACAAGAAUUUGGAGAGUAUUUUACAGCUAUUGUCCAAGGAGAUAGCUUAGAAGAUAUAUAUAACCAGUGCAAGCUUGUCAUUGAAGAGCAGUCUGGGCCUUUCAUCUGGAUCCCCUCAAAGGAAAAGUUAUAAAUUAGCUACUGCAUCUCUGACAACGACAGAAGAGCAUUUAGAAGAACAAAAUAUAUAUAUAAUAUUACUACUUGGAGGCUUUUAUGUUUUUGUUGCAUUUAUGUUUUGCAGUCAAUGUGAAUUCUGAUGAAUGUACAACACAAACUGUGUGAAGCCAUGAAGGAAACAGAGGGGCCAAAGGGUGGGACAGAAAAGACACUUCGGUAUGCAGGAAGGCUUUGGUUUGCUCAAGGGGCCAGGCGUAGGGAUGAACCUCUGAC
Messenger RNA from Eptesicus fuscus (big brown bat), 2978 nucleotides. RefSeq names its product discs large MAGUK scaffold protein 2 (gene DLG2). Gene Ontology annotation, molecular function: kinase binding. Gene Ontology annotation, biological process: chemical synaptic transmission. The coding region runs from base 1 to 2718 and encodes 905 amino acids. The record is from RefSeq and is a predicted model, not a curated record. Lineage: Eukaryota; Metazoa; Chordata; Mammalia; Chiroptera; Vespertilionidae. The transcript is spliced from 22 exons. Gene Ontology annotation, cellular component: neuron projection; neuromuscular junction; postsynaptic density membrane.